Sorghum bicolor (sorghum) is the source of this 2943-nucleotide messenger RNA. RefSeq lists its product as uncharacterized. The record is from RefSeq and is a predicted model, not a curated record. The transcript has 3 exons. NCBI's taxonomy places the organism in Eukaryota, Viridiplantae, Streptophyta, Magnoliopsida, Poales, Poaceae. The coding region runs from base 591 to 1994 and encodes 467 amino acids.
CCUCGUUCGUCUUCCUCCGCUCGAUGCUGCAACGACUGCAGGCGGCGCUCGACAGAAAACAACACGGCGGCGACCGGAUCUCGCCGGAAAAUUGAGGGGUGAGGGUUCGGAGUUUGGUAGGACCUCCCUACCGCCCCUUUUAGUGGGUCCGCCGCUGCUCCAACCUCCAGGUCCAGGCACUAGGUCGCUCCUCCCUUCUCUUCCCCACGGCACCUUGUCCAUCGUAGAUAGCCUCCACUUCACCGAGGUCGCCACUUCCACGUAUCCUUCUCGCCUAGUUGCCGCAGUCCUUCUACCCUGCUUGGCCCGAGGGGAAUGGGGAUCCAUCCUGACCUGAGUGGAUUCUUCUUUUUUUGGUAGUCGCGCAGAUUUGGUAGCCGUGUGACGUCGUUGUGCUUGAGUCCAUUCAGACAUUGUUCUUAUUUGAUCAGCACUCCUUAUUUAGUGCACGCAAGUUCGAGAUCGACUUGACUCUAUAAGACGUAUUGGGGUGUCUUUUACUCCAACGUCAGACUGGGAGUGAAUCCGCAUGCCCCAAGACCGCCCUUCCACUGAACUGAACUAGACAUCCUCAAGCAUCAUCAAUUCUAAUGGAUGAUGCAGCAGGAAAUAUUCUUGCAUCACUUGGCCGCGUGCAUCUAGUUGAUCUCAUGGCCUCUGAGGGCCUGCCUUCUGACAGCUAUAAGAUGUGUGUAUCAACAAUGAUGCAGUCACUGGCUCAGUAUUCGGCAGUCAUCAUUCAGCUGUCACCAGCUGAUGGUGCCUUGUUGAGGUCAGGUUUGGACUCGGCUCGCUUUUUCUUCCACCAGCGAGGGUAUAAUUCGAACGAGGCUGUCCACUCAGAUGAUUCCCGUGAAUGGUGUAAGACCUCUGGUUACUAUGUUGAUCAUCAGAUGUGUCUGGAAAUGUAUGAUUACAGGCCUGGUAUUACUGCAACAGAUCCCAACGGUGAAAUGGAAUUGCCUCCGUCAGGUUUGCCUGACAUAUUUUCGGUGCUGGGUAAAGUUUCUCGAGACAUCUUGGAUGCAAUCAGUUUCUCAUUGAAUUUGCGUAGCUGUGCAUUCUCUGAGAUACUUGACAACAUACCCUUGAGAAGCCAGGAAGUAUCAUCUUCUGUUCUUUCAGCAUGUUGUCAUUCAAGGCCAUCAUUUGAGGGAGCACAUCAGCACAACAUUGCUUCUCAAGAUAAUGGUCACUUGCUCAUGUUUUCUGAGCAGGAGCAACAGAUUGAUAAGACUUUGCUUACCCUAGUUAAGCCAGAUAGGUCAGGCCUAUAUGUUAAAGACUUACAUGGACGCUGGAUUCUUGUUGAUGGGGAUAUUGGUCCACACGAUGUUGUUGUCUAUCCUGGCCUUGCGCUUUAUCAGGAAACCGCUGGCUAUGUAAAUCCAGCUGUACAUAAAACAGAGGCUGACAACAUUCAUGGAUGUAUGUUUGGACGAUGUUCUUUGAUGUUCAAGCUCAUGCCUAGAUCAGUUGCAAGACUGAGUGGUUCAGAGAUGAGAGCUGCUGGCCAUGGCGUUGAUGCUCAGUUUCAGGUCCCUAUACCAGUCAAUGAUUUCAUGCAGACAGAUCAUUUUUCUGAUCAACUGUUUCCUAAGACUGAACCAUCAAUACACACAGAACAAGAUUCGGCAUCAUUCAACUCUGUGAUGAAUAAAAAGAAGGGAAAUGCAAGAACAAAGCCACUCCCUCCUUCUAAAAGACUUCGACUAGAAGCACAGAGGGUCCUGAAGGAGCGUGUUCAGGACAUUGCAGAUAAGAAAGGCAUCAAGCUGAGAUUUUGCAAUCUCAAAGAAUGUGAAAGCCACAUCCAGUCGUUGGAUAGUCCAUGUGAGAACACUAGAACUGAAAUUGGAUGGCCACAAGGGGUUCCAUUUGUCCAUCCACAUGACCUCCCAAACAAGGCAAAACUUGGUUUUUUGGAAGCUUACGAACCUGGAUGGACAGCCUCCCAACAUGAAAUGGAGUUAAGUUUUACUGAAUCAUCAUGAGUGCAUUCUCAUUUUAACAUUAUAAUUGGUAAAGGUACGAUACAAUAGUGCUACUUAGGUUUCAAAAUUGUUUUUUAUGGUACAACAUACAAUCAGGAGAUUUACUUUUCAAGUUUCAUCUCUAACCUACCCAAUCUUGCUUGGGUUUUCCCUAAAAGAGGAUUUGUUAUUUCUGUUUAACGUAGGUUGGACAACCACUUAAGACAUUGGGAAUUAGAGAUAUUUAUUUUCUCUGUUCCAUCAGUCCACUUGCAUUGUGAAUCUCACCCUGAUCACUCCAACCUGUUUCCAGACCAAAUUGUUCUACCAUUCCAUUGCACCCUGGCAAAGUCUGAAAUUUGUACUGAUUCAGCCUUGUGCUCUGUCCUGGAGUAUCAGUCACUCCAAAAAAAAAUUGCACUUGGAUGGCACCUACCUAGCCUUCCAAAUGACAUUCUUAUAAAAGUGUAGUGACCCAAGAUUGUCCAAUUCAGAGUGAUUUUGUUCUUCGUUGGCCCUGAGCUUUCCCUUGAGUUCGAUUUUCUAUCAGCAGCCGUUUUAAAGUCACUCUCGUGGCUGUGUUUCAUGUGGAAUGACAUAAAGGUUUGCCACGAUUUCUUAAGCAAUCAAGCCAUCGAGACUCGAGAGGUCCGGUUGCACUGCUGUGAUAUUGUUGAGUCUAUAUUUCUCUUUUUAUAUAUGCAGAAUUCGUUGGGCUUUUACAAGUUACUAACAUAGCCUACUUGAACUUUCUUCUCCAGGAGCCAGCCUCAGUAAAUUUUGAUGUAUUACCAACCUUGGAUAUGUUUUGAAUUUCAGGGUUGGUCAACAAUUCAUUCCUUUACAUGUUGCAGAAGUAGCAAUGUAUACUGACACCAAAAUAAUGUGGAUACAUACAUGUAGUACUAAGAACGUGUAAAUGCAACUACCUGCUGUUUAGAUUGAAAACGGUGCCUAUUAAUUUCUAUAA